AUGAACUGCUUUGUAGAUGGCACCAGGUGCCAGUUUUCACCAUGUGCACUUGGCAACCGACUCCCUCUCUGCGCCAUUGGCUUCGCUGCAGGGACCACAGGCGGUGCGGGCGGGCCAUACUACAUGGUCAGCCAAUCAGACGAUGACCCAAAUGACCCAGUCCCAGGAACUCUCCGUUACGCUGUUGAUUUCGCGGGGAGAAACAAAGGAGGGGCUUGGAUCAUCUUCAAAAGGAGCAUGAUGAUUAAGCUCAAGGAAAAACUAUGGAUUAGUUCUAAUACAACAAUAGAUGGGAGGGGUGUGAAUGUAACCAUUGUCGGGAAAGGCCUUGUUCUUGCAAGGGUGAGCAAUGUGAUCUUGCACAACUUUGAGGUGGUGUCCACCGGGCAAAGCGAUACCGUCCAUGUGUUUGAUGGGUCACACCAUGUCUGGAUCGACCACCUGAGCUCGCAUGAUGGAAAUUUGGGGCUGGUCACGGUCCUUCAAGGAUCGACGGACGUGACCGUCUCUAAUUGCUAUCUUUCCAAUCACAACUUCAACAUGUUGUUGGGUGCAUCGGAUGAGGAUACCAUGGAUCACAUACUAAGAGUAACGGUUUAUCGGAAUUGGUUCGAUUCAUCUAACCAAAGGAUGCCGCAUUGCAGGUGGGGAUACUGCCAUGUAGUGAACAACUACUACAGGGAUUGGAAAUACUAUGCAAUAGGAGGGAGGGUGCACGCCAAGGUUCUUUCGGAGCUAAAUGUGUUCGAGCCAGGCCGGCGGUUAGAGGUGACGCCAUGGUUCAACCGCUUCACCUCCGACCUGACCCCGACGAUUGUGUCAUCCAAGGACCUUAUGUUGAAGGGCGCGACGUUUCAUCAAUUCCUCAAGUUUGGCACACUUAACACUCCACACAGCGAAUUCCCAUCAUACGUUCUCCCAGUGCGGCCCACCGGGUCGCUGAUCGGUCUAGUGAUUAACUGUGGUGGGGUCAUGUGGGGAGCCAAACUGAACCGUUGCAUGGCUACUACAUGA
Molecule: messenger RNA, 1014 nt
Organism: Magnolia sinica
Lineage: Eukaryota; Viridiplantae; Streptophyta; Magnoliopsida; Magnoliales; Magnoliaceae
Product: putative pectate lyase 21
Exons: 2
Coding region: 1-1014 (337 amino acids)
Molecular function (GO): pectate lyase activity
Source: RefSeq, a predicted model, not a curated record